Molecule: messenger RNA, 2506 nt
Organism: Octopus sinensis (East Asian common octopus)
Lineage: Eukaryota; Metazoa; Mollusca; Cephalopoda; Octopoda; Octopodidae
Product: trace amine-associated receptor 1-like
Exons: 1
Coding region: 29-1201 (390 amino acids)
Biological process (GO): G protein-coupled receptor signaling pathway
Cellular component (GO): membrane
Molecular function (GO): trace-amine receptor activity
Source: RefSeq, a predicted model, not a curated record
UAGAAAGUUUAAAGAAAAUUUUGCAACUAUGGAGAAUCUAAACUUGUUAUCAUUGGUCUCCUUACUGGUACCAAUAGUCCUUAUCUUACUUAUUCUUCUGGGAAACAUUGUAGUAAUCAUAUGUAUCCUAUACAGCAAACAGCUUCAAACUGCCACCUAUAUCGCAGUACUCAUUCUAGCAUGCUUUGACAUCACUCUUGCGUUUUGCCUGCCAUUUGCUGUCAUGGAAUCAUACCGUCCCCUUUAUUUAGUCUCAAACCAAAUGCUGAUAAAUAUGUCUGGUGCUUCUCUCAGUGCCCAGUGCUUGAUAGCUUUCAAUCGCUUCCAGACUCUGAUGAAGCCGCUUUCCUAUAAGGCAAAUGUCACAAUAAAAAGGACACUCUACUUGAUUGCCCUCACGGUUUUCUAUUGUACUGUUGUAGCAUGGACACCAUUUCUUAUUGAAUGGGAGACAAAUGGACUCUUGUUAUUUGAUGAUAAUAUUUUUCUCCUUCAAGUCAUUUUGAAAAAUACAUAUGCACUGUUUUUUGUUGCAGUCUUUAUUCCAGUAUGUCUUGUGACGUUUUUCUGCUACUAUAAGAUAUAUGGAAUCGCAAAACGCCACAGUGAGAUGAUAGCAGCUCUGGAGAUUUCACUGAAUCACAAUGGUAGCUUAGCAUGUAGAAAAACAAAAUAUGCCAAAACUAUUGCCUGUAUCAUCUGUGCUUUUCUACUUUGGUUUCCUUUUCAAAUGUGUGUGGUUUUUGAGAGUGCAACCAAUUUGAAAACCAUGAAGAGAUUUCGGACUGGUCUACUUUAUUUAGCUAUUUUCAACUGCAUUUUGAAUCCAUGGAUCUACUCCUACAAUAACUCGCAAUUUCGUUCUGCAUUGAAACUCAUCUGCAGGAAUAUCUAUGAACAGUGUUUGAAAUACAAGAGACAGUUAAUUAAUGAAAUCAUCAAAAAGCCCUUACACAGUGCCACUCUUCCCACAUUUACCAUAUUACCAGUUUAUCAAAACAAAAUUCAAAGCUGCUGCUAUGAAUAUGAAGCUUUCCUUCAUGCAAUUCACAAGAAAAGAAAAACCUGCUUCUUUUGUCCCCUAUUAAAUUUACCACAAACCAGAAUUACAGAGAGUGACACACAAAAAUCCCAUUUUGCAACCAAGAAGCUUUUCCAUAUUCCUGAUAUAACAACCCCUGUGGAUAAUUUAGUGACAUGAAUCUUCUGGAAAUGUUAAAAGUUUGAGAAACUGAACCAGCAACAAAGUAAAAAUCCCUGAAAUGAAGAAACAAACUUUUGUACUUCUGAAACGACAUCUAAAACACCUAACAUUAUAAAGGAUAAAAAAGUUAUGGAAGUUUGAACUUCAGCCCAGUUUUUAUUUUAAAUUAAAAAAAGAAUAUUUAUUUCGUUUUUAAAAAAGGUAGUAUGUACCCAACAAAGUAUGAAUGGAUGAAUUGGGUGAUAUGGUAUUUAUGCAUUUCCCAAAGGAACUGAUAAAUUAAUUUCUAUAACUGAUACCAAUCCAGAAACUAUUCUUUGAUGAUUCUACAAUAUUGGUUCACCCAUAAUAAUGGUGUUUUUUUCGUUGUUUUUUUUUUUUUUUUUACAUUAGCAACCAGACUUAAACAACUGAAAAUUGAAUAUAUUUUGACCCAUGUACUGGUGAUUGGAUACGAACCACAAAUUCUUACUUGGUUGCUUGAGACAUUAUCAACACAGACAUCCAUCCAGCCUGAUUCUUUUUUUUUUUUAACUUUUGUUUAAAAACAAAUAGUGGAAUGAGAUUGUGUGACAUUGAUGCCUUUAUUAAAGGGACCAGCUACAGCCACAUAUGUAAAAAGAACAGGAAUUAACUUCAGGCAGUCCCAGCAGUUGACUUAUCCAAAACAGCCCUACACUCACCUUCAGCAUUAUCUCCAGCAUACAUUAUUUGCACCCUCAGUGACAACGAUGAUGAUGGUGGCGGUGGUGGUGAUAGUGAUGAUGAUGAUGAUGAUGAUGAUGAAAAUAAUGAUGGCGGUGGCAGUGGAAACAGUUGUAAUAAAUUACUUUAAGUGCAAUAUAUGGAACAUAUAUUGUCGUGUUACGAGAACAGACUAAUACCUUACUAAAAAUUUUACUUUAAUCAGAUAUGAAAGAAUGAAUGAAAUAAAAUGCAAAUUCCAUCUGCUCUGUGCAAUGUUUGAACUUUGAACUUUCGAUAACAACAAUAUUAAUACCAGCAGUAGCAGUAAUGAACACCAAACUUGGGGAAAUUAAAAUCACCCUGGUUGAUUGUCUACCAGCUCUGUCGUCAUCCACCCUUAUGUAAUAAAUAACUAAUGAUCCGGAAACAUGGAGACUAAAGGGCAUAAAAUAUCAUGCUACUGACUCUGUUAGCAGUAAUAACAUUUUGAUGCCAAGAUGCUAAAUAUAUGACUCAACUUGCCUUUAAAUUUACCAUUGUAAAUUGGCUACAAAUGUACAUACAAUAGCCAUAGCAAAUUUAUAAAGGAAAAAAAAAUUUGUGCCUAAUAUUAAA